AUGUCUAGCCAACCGAGUUCAAGCCGUCUACUAGACCUACCCAGAGAGCUCCGCGAUAUGAUAUACGAAUACGCACUCACUGAAGAUCAGGGUCUCCUUCUUGUUGAGCGCGACGACACCCAGAAGAGUUUCAAGGGAUGCCGACCGACUGAUCCCAGCACCGAGUCCAACUGCCUCAAAUACGUUUGUCGUCAGCUAUACUACGAAACUAAAGGCUUAGGUCUUGGUCUGAACGAUCUUACCAUCCGCUCGGGAUUUCGGGAGCAAACCGAAGAUUUUAUUACAUUCCUUGGUACAUGCUCGGUCGGCCAGCAACAGUGCAUUCGGAAAGUCACUCUGUGCACUAGAUACGACCUUUUCACUGGCUCCGAAAAACGUGAUUCGGAGUGGCCUUUUGGUCAACUGCUGCAGAUGAGCGCCUUCCAUCCUCACAUCACCUUUCACCUGUAUCUCGCCCACCUCCAUGAAUCCUCCAGGGGCGACUGGUUCAUUCAUGAAGCCACCUUGUUGUACUAUGCGAAGCACGGUUUAGAUGUCAAGCAUCCCACCGUCAACAAUAGAUUACACGGCUUUUGUAAGGAGGGGCAUUUUUUCUUACCCAAAAUACCCAACCAGAUUCGGGUGUUUCCUGGUGCGGGACCAGGCCUUAUUCACUGCCCACCUCGCUCCAAAUUCACACCGGGCAAGUGGAGCGAAAGGGAAGUGACAGUCUUUCGGGAAGAGAUUGAGAAGUGGUGUGGUGAGGGUAUCUGA
Alternaria arborescens is the source of this 753-nucleotide messenger RNA. RefSeq lists its product as hypothetical. The transcript has a single exon. The coding region runs from base 1 to 753 and encodes 250 amino acids. Lineage: Eukaryota; Fungi; Ascomycota; Dothideomycetes; Pleosporales; Pleosporaceae. The record is from RefSeq and is a predicted model, not a curated record.